GCCGAUAGAGGGCGAAAAAGUUCCCGUAUAUUUUCCUAGGUUUUUGUUAAAUCUUUGUUGCUUUUUACAAUACAAAGUUAGUUCUCCAACAAUGAGGAGACAGUAAUUUAAACAAGACAAUAGGAGAUUCAUCCUUCAUACACCCUGGAUUAUAGAGAAGCAAAAGAAUGAAGUAUAACUUUUAUGUGUAUGUAACUCAUUCAUUUUAUUGUAUACAUGCCUCUAAAGGAUUGUCAUGAAGACAAGAAAAAGCAGUCAACAGGGCAUGGCAUCAAAAGUUUUUGGAACUCCAAAGAAGACAAUAAUUAAAGUUGAUGAUGAAAUAGAAGUGCUUAUAAGAGAAGUUACUGAUGAUAUGAAAGAAGCAGAAGAAUUUCGGGGCUUACUUGCACAGAUGGACAGUUUAGACAAUGAGGACAUAAAUAUGCCAGAAGACUGUGAUGAAAAGGAAUGUGUUUUUUCUUCAAAUCUAGCAAAUGAGAACUCUUUAGUUGAGAGUAAUCGAAAACUAGUGAAAAGUAAAUCAAAAGAUGUUGAAAUUCAUAAUAAUACUGAUGAUAGUUCAUUCGAAAUUGUCCAGAAUGAUCAUCCCUAUUCAGUGACAAAAGAAAAUAAGAAAUGCAAAAGGAAGACACCUGAACCUCCCUGUUUGUGUUGUGUUCAACAAGCACAGAUUCUAAGCAGAUCAGAUGGUAUUGCUUUAUCUGAUAAGGUGUAUAACACAGAUUCAAAGUAUAAAGUAAUUUCACCUGUAUCUGAUCACCCAUGUGGGGUUUGUACUGGGAAGAAAACUCGAAAACUUAACUCAUGUAAUUCUGAAAAUGUUGAAGAUUCAAAUUGUUUAGCUAGAAAUACAAUUACCAAAGAAAACAGCAUAUAUAUGGUACCUGCUUCUGAAGAAACUUGUCAGAAUCUUUUAGUAUCACCUUCUAAGAUGUAUAAAAAGAUGCCUAGCAAAAUUAACCUUAAAAGUGAAAACAACAAGGAUUCUAAAACACAAGCUUCUAUUAAUGAACCUAAUGUUUCUUCUAAAUUUUGUGUGUUGGGAGUAAAGGAAGAAAAAAUUGAUUCUGAUCUUGAUGAAUUGCAUGGCUGUGCAAUUGGAGCUGAUUCAGUAAAUAUUAACUCAAAAAAAGACAUUUCAUCUUCAUCAGAAGAUAGCUCAGUUGUUGCCAAUUUAGUAAAUGGUGAUGUGUUACUAGCAGGAGUAGUGUCUAAGAUUCAGAAAAAAUUAGCAGCAGAAAAAGGUAACAUAACAUAUAAACAUUCUUUCUCACAUAUUGGAAAAGAAUCUAAGAAAGAGUUUUCAAUGAGUAUACUUAGGAAAAAUUUAGAUGAUCAAAUAUCUAGCUGUCAUACAGCUUCUUUAAUUGAGGAUGGCUGCACUGGUGUGUCUUCAUCACUUUCUAUCCAAAACCAUGUAGAAAGUGAGUCUGAAAGCUCUUUUUUAUUAGAUGAUAGCUUGUCAGUGUGUUCUGAUGUGCCUCAUCUUACAGAUCUUAAGUCUGUUCGAAAAAGAACCAAAGGAAGGGAAAUUGAAAAACUCUACGAGUCACUUCGAGAGAUUCCUUGGGCUCAAGAUUGGAGCCCUGCAGGACUUAUUAUGAAAGACAGUAUCAUUCGUAGGUCAGAGAAACAGUCAUAUACAGACCCAAAAGUGAAUUAUAAGCAUUCUGUGUCCACAAACUCAUUAUUGAGACGGGUUCAACCAACAAGACAAAACACGAGUCGAAGUACUGAUAGAUCUCGGAAGCAGCAGCAAAUUUUGAAAAAUAAAAGUAAUAAGCAGUUUUGCAGGGACUUUCGCACUUGUAAACUUUCUCCUCAAAAACUCGUGAAGACCUUGAAAUACAAAGAUAUACCUAAUUCUGUGAAACUUGUAUUACCUAAUGAAAGAUCCAGAAAACAUCAAUUGAUAUUUAGUAAGGAAAAAGAAGUUAAAAAAUGUAACGUAGAUAAAGUGGAGCCCAAAGGAAGUCAUAGCUUGGAAACUAUAAAAAAUUCAAAGUUCGUGUCAGUUUCUAAAGAUCUAGGAAAACCAGGUGUAAGAGAUUUGUCUGAUAAGAACAGCUUACAAAAGUAUGAUAAACAAAAGGUUACCAGAGACAGUAAGAAAAAAACAGCAAACAGAGUGAAUGAAAGUUUAUGUAAACCAUUCAAAAUCAUAAAGAAGAAAAAAGGCAAAAUAUGUCAUAAUACCCAAAUUAUAAACUACAAAAACAGUCUAAGUAGUCAUUCACAUGAUAAAGAUGGUUCCAUUCAUAACCAUUUAAGAACUAAGUCGUUAAAACUUAAAAACAAGAACACUAAUUCCAAAUGUUUUAAGAAAAUCCCAUUGAUAUUUGAAAAUGAUGAAAGUAGCUCUAAGUAUCUUAAAAUAUCUUUGAAUGUUGAAAAUAACAGUGGCACAAAACAUUUUAAAAAGUUAUCUUCCACUAAGCCUGAAAACAGUGACAUUAAUCCAAAACAUUUAAAAAUGGUAUCUGAGCCUUCUGUCUUGAAGCACAAAAGAGCAAACUCGCUUACAUUGAGGGAAGCAGCAAAACACAAAGGAUCUCUAUUGAGAGUUGCCCUUCAUCCUUUGAAUUCAACUGAUUUAUUUGUUCAUCAGGAUGGAAGUGAGGAAUUCAGUGGUUUGCUUAAGAAGCAGCAUGCUUUACCACAAGGUAAACCUGUUGCUUCCAUGCUCCAGGAAGUUCAGAAAUCUAUUAUAGACUCUAUUGAAGUAGAAAGGUUUUCAAAAAGAAAAAAAGCCUUGGAAGAAGAUUGUCUUCGAUUAAGUAAAAGACAGAGUGAAUGUGCCUUUAGAUAUAGAGAGAUUGCUGUGAAGAAGCACUAUAACUAUAUUCAAAUCAUUCUUGUGCCAAAUACUAUUCGAAAAAAUUCCUUGAAUAUUGAGUGUCUUCGUGAAUUGAAAGAGGCUGUAGUUGCAGCAAGAAAAGAUCCAAGCUGCAAGGUGCUGCUAAUAAACAGCUAUGGAAGUAUAUUUUGUUCUGGCCUUGAUCUUUCUGUUCUCAUUGGGCUCCAAAAAAAGCAAGUAGCUGAGGAAUUAGCCAUUGGUGUGAAAGAACUACUGCAGACACUUGCAUCUUUUCCUAAACCAUUAGUAGCUGCAGUAAAUGGACUUGCAGUUGGCCUUGGUGUUACUCUUUUAACCUACUGUGAUGUUGUUUUUGCCAGUGACAAAGCUGUUUUUUUCAUGCCUUAUUGCAAACUUGGUUAUGUUCCUGAGGGGGCUGCCACCCUCACUUUGCCACAGGUAGUGGGAUCAACUGUAGCGGCAGACAUGCUUAUAAGAGGAUGUCGUGCCACUGCUCUUCAGGCCCAAUCUUUUGGGUUAGUGUCAGAGGUCAUCUGGCCAACAAGAUUAAUGGAAGAAGCUGUACCUCGUGUUCAGGCUAUUGCUGCCAAUCAUUCUCAGGUGAUGGAAGCAACCAAAGCAAUGAUGCGCUGCCAUCUAUGGGAAAAACUGGAAAUGACAUUGGAUAAUGAAGCCUCAAUUUUGCCUAAGCAGUGGUUAACUCCUAUUUGUCAGCAUGCUAUGAAAGAAGCCACAGAAAGUGGGAUGUUGUGGGAAUAAUUAGUAGCUAAAGGAUUUUUAUGCAACUUUUUUGUUUUUUACAGUAUCCAUUGUUAAUAGUUUUCAGUCUUUAAUUUUUAGUGUAUAAUAUCUAUUAUUAACAGCUCUUAUUAUUUCAUUGUUUUUUGUGUUCUCAAAUGUAAAUUUGUUGUUACAAUCACAAGUGUAUGUGUAAAGUAUCUCCAUGCAAAACAAGUUUUUACAUGAAUUUAUCGGAUUAUGUGUAGACAUGAUAAGAUCUUAGAGUAUUGAUUUAUAUUCAUUAGAAGAUAGUAAAUGAUUUUGCUUAGUGUAAGAGGUAGAAUUCUGUGUAAGAAACUUACACUUAAAUAAGGUAGGUAUAUCUAUUGAAAGAAAAUAAGUUGCCCUCAUAGAAUUUUAAGUAAGUAGAAGUGUGGUAUUUCAAAAUCCCCACAAUGUUCUAUUGUUACAUUGACAUGCUCAUUUUAAUUGUUUGUUAUUUGGUACAUACAAAGUCUAACCGAUAUUCACAUUCCUUUUACUUGAUGAAGUGUUCUGAACAAGUCUUUUAUUUCUAACCUCUACUUCCAUAAAGAUAUUGUACUGAAUUCUUGAGGAAUAUAUAUAUAUCAACAUAAUUAAGUAAUAGUAAAUGCAACUUACUUAUGACUUCUCAUUUAUUACAUAAAUAUCAAAUUGUGUUGAUAAAGGAAUUCCAUUCCUCUUUGUUGUAACAUUAGUAUUUCCAGUAACUAGACUGGAUCAAGGAAUUUAUUUCAAUACUCAAUUACUUAUGAACAUCUAAUUGAAAUUUUAGAGUCAUCUGAAUUUACACAUGAUCAUUCAAAAUUUUCAAGGUGCAUUAAUUUGCUCAUCAAAUGAUUGUUUACCCAUAUUUGAAUAAAACCUUCCUUUGAAUACUAAUGUGUUGUGAAAUUUUGAAUUUGUGAUAGUUUUAGUGUAUUAAAUUGUUCCAUGAGUUAACAAAUUAUACUGUACAAAAGCAAAACAAUUUUUGUAUUCCUUGUACUGCUUUUAAGAUUGAUGUAAAUCUAAUUUCUUUUUAAACUGUGGAUCAACACUAUUAGGCUUUAUUAACAGAUUUUUGUAACAAAGUAAUUCCUUAUCUUUAACCUGGUGCUCUUUAAUUUGUUAAUUAAAGCAUUCAUUGAGAAAUAUGUAAUGAGUAGUAUUUAGUAAAGAAUUUAUUUUGAUAAUUUCUUACUUAAUGGAAUAUUAUUUUAGUGACAAAAGUUGUAUAAAAAAGGUACACUGCCUAAUAUCUGUGAUGUUCAAGCAAGUUGUUCCAUCUCUUUCAAACACUAUUUGAUUCCAUUAAACAUAGAUGUAUUGUUAAUUUUGGCACAUUGCCAACUACAGAUCUACACACUUGUGUGUGUCAAAUGAAUUGCUAGUUUUGGAAUAUUGUAUGUUGCAAGAAAUGUAUGGAUCAGUGUUGACUGCAUUCUGGUGUAAGUAAUAAAUAGUGUUGUGAUUAAUAUGAUAGAAGUUAAGGAGAACAGACUUAUUUGUGCUAUUUUAUGUGAUUAUGAACAUUCUGACAAAAAUGUUCUAGCUAUAUAAGUCACAUAAAAGGAUAGAUAUCCAAAAUAGAAAAAUAUUGAAAAAAAAAGUAACAUAUCAGUAUUAACCAAGUACUGUUUCUAACAAGCAUAUCAUUUUCAUUUGUUAAAAUCCUAGUUGAUGUUAGAGAAAUAGGUAUUGUAGUUUAAGCAUAAGCUCAUGUUUUAUGUGAAAAAGACAUAUUGCUGUCACAGGUUUAAUAUAAAAUUAUGUAGCUUGAGUGUAUACACUUAUAUGUCCAAUAUUGAUAUAGAUUGUUAACAAAGGUAACAUUAUGAAAAAAAUGGGCUUGUAUACUUAACUGGUACUUGUUCAGAACUAAAUAUUUGGUAAGUUAAGCUUUCAUGCUGUUUAAAAGGAUUCGCAGACAAGGUGUACACAAAUUGUUGAUUCAUUUUGCAAAAUAAAACAAAAAACAUCUUAAGGGAAAAGCAUUUCGGGUGCUAUGAAUGCAGUAUAAAUUUUUUUCCUCUCUUCAGUGAAAAUGCUUAUUCUUUUGAACCUCCCACAUGGUCUAUUUAACACCCAAUCUGCUUGUCAAUGAGACUGAAUUUGUGGGAUUGAGUGGGCUACAGAAGGGUGUCAUGAUUUCUAGUAUUCAAGUUAGAACACAAAAAAAAAAAAGCUUGAUCUGUUAACCUCAAAAACCUCACUUUACUGCCAAAAGAGCCUCUCAUUGAUGUCCAUCCAUGGAGAUGCAGAGUUUUGUGUGUUGCAGACCAGACCGUGUUUCUCUUGUACAAAAUAGUAGACAUCUUAUAGUAACAAGCUUCAUUGAGCCUUCCUCAGCCAUUUCUGUUGACAGAACUCAAGAAAACGGCUUUAUUGCCCACUACGUGUGGUCACUACCUCGUUUAGGAUAUGGGUUUUACUCCCUCAUAUCCUGGAAACUAGUGCAAAUCUGGCCAUGCUGGUGGGCAAUUAAGAUUACAGAUAUUGCAAGAUCAAAUCUGUAUUCAGAAUUUAAAAACAAAAAAAGAGUACCAGAGAGAUUUGUUUCAGAAUCAACCCACCAAACAUGCCCUCCUGACUCGCAGACUGGGUGUUAAGAAUUUUUAAAUUUUCAUUACAGUUUGUAUGUGUUUGUCAUGGUUUUGUAGGAAAGAAACCAUUAACAUUUUAAAGAUUUUUGCAGGUACAAAGAUUGGUAAAAGUAGAGUUCUUCAAGAUAUAUCUACAGACUUUCUUUCUUAAAGCUUCUCUUGUUUAAUUAUUGUGAUGAUAGCAUAAAUGUGUUUCAAGUUUUAAAAUUUGCAAGCAAAUUAAACUAGCAACGUAGUUCCCAGUUUAUUUUUCAUUAUUGGAAAGUAAAUCAAAUAUUUUUUUAGUCUGUGUCAAGAAAUCACAGGUUUAAUAACAAUAUGUCAGCCAGAGUUUAAAGAAAUUAAUGAAGUGUUUUAAAAAUAAAAAUGUUUUCUUUCUCAUAGUUUAUAAUACAAUUAGUAAGUCAAUAUGUACUGCACUUGUGAUUAUUCUGUACCUACUACAGACUGUCAUACUUUUAUUUUUUCUUAUCCAAUAUUAAAAUGAAUGAGAUACUGAAAUAUGGACAGAACAGUAAUAAAUGUUUGUUCUCUGUCACCUACUUCCAUGAAAAGCUUUGUACAGAAAUGUGUUUUGUGUUGUCAUUUAUCAGCUUUUCAAUAUAAUUUUAAGUUCCUUCAGUACUCAGGAAAUUGAAAUAAAUUUUCGAAAGUUGGAAGAUUUUAAUUAUAUUUGAUAUGCUAUUUCCUCUCAGUUAUGAAGAGUUUUAUGUUGCUAUAAAAUAAGACAUAUAUUUUAAAUGUUCUUUGUGAAUUUUAUCUUUUUUUUCCCUUAUUACUUACAAAUUGCAUUCUUGUAAUUUUAAGUUUUUCAGUAAUUUAUCUAUUCUGAUUAUGUAGGUAAAUAAAUACAACAGAAGAUUGAAUUUCACUUGCUCAUGACAGUGUAUAGUAAAGUAUAAUAAAUCUUUUGUGUAAAAUGUUACUUUGAAUAUUUAGAUAGAAUGAAAACUGAAAGCUCACUGGAGUCUUCCAUUUAAUAUGAAUUAAUAUCAGUGGUGGGUUUGAUAGAAAACUACAGUUAAUUAGUUUAUACGGUGUAUGUAUAUAAUACAUUGUGUUAUUUGUAAAGUUAUGGAGAAUUGACUGUUGUUUUUUAAUUCAUUGCUUCAGUUUUAGUUUAUAUUAGCAGUGGGGCAUCAAGCCAUUGCCAUCUUUUUUAAUUCUUCUGUUAUGCUGGGGUUUCUUCCUUAUUAGCAGAGUAAAGAAAUAGUAACUUCUACUUGUAAGGAGAGAUGUUUAAUUUUAGAAGUAAAUUUUAGAUUCUCUAACUGUGACAGGGAUUUAAAUGUGAUACAAUAAAAAUCAUGUUAUGGAGUUUAUACAACAUAAUAAAUGAAGAUAAACAUGUAAGAGACAGGAUUUUUUUUACAUUUCUGGCAAUAAAUAAAAAAAUAAAGUUUCAGUUUUGAGUUGGAUAAAGUAGACACAACUGGUUUGUACACAAAAAUGUGAGAUGGGAGAUAAAAGAGUCUUAAAGCCUUCCAUUUAUAUGGCAGUCAUCUUGUAAUUGAAUACAAAUAGUAAAUAUCUGGAUUACCCAUAUAGAGGUUUUUUUUUCAGGGACCAUUCAUUUAGUACAUUAUAUACAUAUAUAUAAAUGUUGGACAAAUUUAUACAUUUUUAUGUGUGAGGUUGAAAAAGUAGGAAUUGUUUAUUUGUGAAAUUUUUAGUUAUUAUGUGUUACUUUAUAAUAGUAAUUGCAACAAAGUGUCCAUUGGAAGCAAUAAGCAUAUUUUCACAUAAUUUAUUAUUUUCCAGAAUUCUUAAAUCUUAAUUUGCUCUCAAAAUAUUUUGGUUUGAAUUUAACAUUUUCAAGUAAUAAAUGUUUAUUAAUAAUCUUCUAUAGUAAAUGAGUGUUCUUUGGCUGGAGAGCAAAGCUGCAUAUGUAGCAAGUUAUAUUGGGUUACUAGUUGAAAAUAUUGAGUGAAAUUAAGUGUUUCUUUGUAUCAAAUGAAUGAUCCCAUACAUUUGGAUUUUUGAAAUUCAUUCAUUCUUUCUUUAGCUUGGUUAUAGUAUGUGAUAAUUUUGAUUUUACAGAUUUUUUUUUUUUGCCAUGGAUGAAAAUUGUUAAUUUUUGACUAGAGGGUUGCUGUAAAAAUGUAGUAAAAUUGCUUCAACUGUGUUAUCUUUUUGAAUGUGCCAUUGGAAAGUGUGUUAUUGUAAGAUUUUGAUUGCUAAACAUUUUUGCAAGGAAAUACAAAAAAACUAAUGUUUUUAGUUUUUUUUAAUAGUUAAUGUUAUUCAGUAUAAAUACAGUGAUUUAAUGUGUGUUAUCUCUAGGAAAGUUUCUUCUGUUUGGGUUUUAUGUUGAUCUUUACAAAUGACCAGAUUCAACUUCUGCUCAUGAUUAGCAUGGAGAUAAGGUACCAAUUGCUGAACUGGUUUAAGAGCAAGAUAACGUAUUUAAUUAAUUUCAUACACAUUUGUCUGUCUUAGAAUAUCAUUGUAUACUUGAAAAAUUCUUAAUAAAGUUACAUUAACUUUGAAUUUCUUCCAAUA
Limulus polyphemus (Atlantic horseshoe crab) is the source of this 8670-nucleotide messenger RNA. RefSeq lists its product as uncharacterized. Bases 236 to 3580 code for a protein of 1114 amino acids. The record is from RefSeq and is a predicted model, not a curated record. The transcript is spliced from 7 exons. Lineage: Eukaryota; Metazoa; Arthropoda; Merostomata; Xiphosura; Limulidae.